Aspergillus affinis is the source of this 909-nucleotide messenger RNA. RefSeq lists its product as uncharacterized. The record is from RefSeq and is a predicted model, not a curated record. The transcript has 3 exons. Lineage: Eukaryota; Fungi; Ascomycota; Eurotiomycetes; Eurotiales; Aspergillaceae. Gene Ontology annotation, cellular component: chromatin. The coding region runs from base 1 to 909 and encodes 302 amino acids. Gene Ontology annotation, biological process: DNA-templated transcription; regulation of transcription by RNA polymerase II. Gene Ontology annotation, molecular function: DNA-binding transcription factor activity, RNA polymerase II-specific; RNA polymerase II cis-regulatory region sequence-specific DNA binding; zinc ion binding.
AUGGAGGCACAAUAUCUCUCUGAUUUAGUGCAUCAUUCUCUUUUCGGAGGUCCUGAGUUUCGGCGGAUUCUUUAUAGCAAGGACCCACCAUUGUCGGAGGACAACAUUCAACUAGUCCAAGCGGCAAUGCUCAUGAUGGUGCUACAAGCAGCGAGAGAGGUGUUUGACAUCAACAGACGUAUUCGCACCCAAUGCUUCCCAGCACUAGUGUCCGUUAUACGUUCAUUGGGGUUGACCCGAGUACUCAACGGCACGGAGCAUUAUGGACAGCCAGCUAUCCUCGACGACUAUGUGCAUCAAGAGACCCUUGUGCGAAUUAUUUCCUGGGCAUAUCUUUUUGACAGUUACAUUGUUAUUUAUCAUCGGUCGCCACCACAUUUCAAAAUAGUCGAAGCGAAUUUCGGCCUCCCGCGACACGAUGCGCUUUUUGACACGAUAGACCAUGCUGAAUGGGAGAGUGUCAUACCGAAUACCGAUAGAUACUAUUCGCCAGUCUCUCUUAAGGUAGUGGUCCAACAACUGAUGGAUGAUCAGCCUAUUCACCCGAAUGAGAUGCUACGUCACAUUAACACUUUAUUUGCGCUUUCACUAGUGCUCAGUGCUCUACACUCUAUUCUAUUCGACAUCCAAGCACUGGGCAGUUUCAUCUAUGCUACUAACGCGUUGAUUCCCAUUGAACGUGCAUUAGACAGAUGGAAGGAACUAUACGAUAUGUUUUAUCCUGAUUUCCGGACGUCAAAGGCAUCGAGAUCCGGGUUCAUGAUCCACAGUCUCGAGUUUUGGUGGUUAGCGAAACGGUUCGUUCAACGGCCUGAUGUAGCUUUGAAUGGCGAAAAUUUUGCUGCGGAUUUCAUCAAAAGCUUCCAUGGCAUUGUUCAAGAACUGAAGGCCUCGAAUGAAGAUGGAUGA